ACAAUCCUGGUUUUCUCUGUUUCUCAGGUUGAAUCACAAAUUAACCUUCCAUUUCCGAAAAGACACCAACCCACAACCCUGUUUCCAUUAAAGCAAAACUCAGAAGAAAAUGAGACCCAUUGGUCACGUCAACACAAUGAAAGAAGCACCAAAGCCCUUAAUGGCGCAACCACGCUCCCCAUGGCACUCACCCGUGCCUUACCUCUUCGGAGGCCUAGCAGCCAUGCUGGGUCUCAUUGCUUUUGCUCUCUUCAUCUUAGCUUGCUCCUACAGGCGAACCCCCGACAACGAUGGCGGUGAAGAAACAGACGUUGAAAGCGGUGAUUCAGUGAAGGAAGUAAAGGUUUACGAGGAGAAAAUAUUGGUGAUAAUGGCUGGUGAACUCAAGCCUACGUUCUUGGCUACCCCUGUUUCAAAUAAGGCUCCCUCGUUUGGUGAUAAAAAUGGUGGAUUCGUGGGCGAACAAGGAUCGGAGAAAGGUGGAAGCGGUGAGAAAGUGAAACCAAAUAUGAGCAGUGAUGAUAAUCAUCAACGAUUGCCAACAACAAUAACAGAAAAUUCUGCCGACCCAGUGAACAAUGAAACAGGACAAAUCCAACACCAAAAUUAAAAACCAGUUAGCUUAGCUUAGCUCUGUUUUGUUUUGUUUUUAGGUUGAUGUUUGGGUUUCGGCUUAUCGGUCCCGAGAAAAUUGUUGUUUUUAAUUUGAUCAUGGGGGGAUGUAUAUUUUGCAGAGAAGGUAAAAAUAGACGUAAAACAGAAUUUUGUUCCUAAAUUUUAACAAUAAAUCUUGUGUACAUUGAGAUUUCA
Gossypium raimondii (Peruvian cotton) is the source of this 810-nucleotide messenger RNA. RefSeq names its product protein GLUTAMINE DUMPER 5. The record is from RefSeq and is a predicted model, not a curated record. Gene Ontology annotation, biological process: regulation of amino acid export. Lineage: Eukaryota; Viridiplantae; Streptophyta; Magnoliopsida; Malvales; Malvaceae. The coding region runs from base 110 to 610 and encodes 166 amino acids. The transcript has a single exon.